Messenger RNA from Dentiscutata erythropus, 333 nucleotides. NCBI's taxonomy places the organism in Eukaryota, Fungi, Glomeromycota, Glomeromycetes, Diversisporales, Gigasporaceae. The record is from the annotation of a GenBank genome assembly.
AUGAAUCCUUUUACAACAAUGAUACUGGCUAGUUCGAAUAUUUCUCAACAAACAAAAUCAAAAAAGCAUGCUAGAGGAAAGCAUAAAUAUUAUCUUACAGAGUAUAUUAUUAUUACCGAUAAAUAUAUUAAUCCGCAAAAGCCCAAUGACAAAUAUUGCUAUUGUUUGGCCUGUUAUGAAUUAAACUCUAAAAAGGUUAAAAUUGUUAAUAGAAAAAAAUUAGUAAGAAAUCAUCUUAAAAACUGUAUAUAUUUUAUAUGCAAAGUUGGUGAAAAGGAACAAGCUGAAUAUAUCUUGAAUAAAGAAGAAUUAGAAACUUCUAAAAAGUUAUAA